UUUUGCCAGAGAGAUGGCAGACUGGAAGACGCAGAUAAGUUACAACUACAGCCCUUCUUACCAUGCAUACGCCUACGGACUCGUGUACCCACCCGGUUCAGAGCAAAACCACGCGAACCUGACUAACUGGGGAGAAGCCGGAGUCACGGAUUUGAGCAACUACAAUGCCGGGGUGACACCGGCCUACUACGCCACCACCGCCAGAACCCGGGAAGAGUCUUCACCUCGCAGUCCGGAGCAGCAUGACCUGAACGGCCCUGGUCCCUACCAGGGCACCGGGGUCGUCUACCUCGGUGACACACAGGCAGGCCGUAUGCUCCUGGCCGGACCUCCCCGGACUGCUUACGACGAACGGUCACACGAGGCCAGACGGGCCGGGAGCGAUUCCACUAGUGACUCUGAGGCACACACCUCACCGGAUUCAUGGAGUUCUGGCAGCAGCCGAGAAGGAGUUCUCCCCCAGGCAGACCCUGCCACCUGGGUGAAGAAAGAACUCAACGAUGAGGCAAGCAGCAGGAGCCCUGAUGCCAGCAAAGAUGUUUCAAGCUCAGUCAUGGAAGAGCCAAGGACCUUUGCUGUCAAUGAGAACGAUGGCAUCAAGAAGACUACUGCUGUAAAUAACCCUAAAGUAAAGGCCCGUGCAGCCUUCUCAGAGAUUCAGAUGAAUACUCUUGUCCAGCGCUUCAGUGUUCAGAGGUACCUCACCCCUGCUGAAAUGAAGAACCUUGCAGAGCUGACAGGGCUGACCUACAAACAGGUUAAGACGUGGUUUCAGAACCGAAGGAUGAAGCUAAGGAGGCACCAGAAAGACACCAGCUGGGUGUCUGAGCGCUACAACAAAGGCAGCCCGGUUCGUGGAACCAUGUACACCAACAUUCCCUCACAUGGACAGUCUUAUCCGGGAGAAGCCCGGCCCCAGCUUAAAGAGCAAUACAACCAGCACAUGAUGGAGGCAGCCUUUAAGAAAAAUCCACAGAACAUGGCCUUCUAUCUGGCUACUAUGGGCUCUGCUGCUGGAUCUGCUGGCUACCCCUCCUGGGCACCUGGCACACCCCAGACUGCAGUGCCCUCCAGGCCCCAGGCAGCUGGUUGGUCCAUGCCCCAGGUGGCUGGCUGGUCCAGGCACUAUGAAUACAAUCCCAAUGCCUUUACCUCAGCCAGUGACUCUGCUGAAAAUGACGCUGGGCAGGACACAAGCUUUGAAGGAAAAGAUGGGGAGCAUGUCAACAGCAGCACAACAAUGGUACAUAAUGCCAGCCAGUAG
This is a messenger RNA of Perca fluviatilis (European perch), 1264 nucleotides long. It is a transcript of the gene nanog, whose product is annotated as nanog homeobox. The record is from RefSeq and is a predicted model, not a curated record. Gene Ontology annotation, biological process: cell differentiation; regulation of transcription by RNA polymerase II. The transcript has 4 exons. Lineage: Eukaryota; Metazoa; Chordata; Actinopteri; Perciformes; Percidae. Gene Ontology annotation, cellular component: nucleus. Gene Ontology annotation, molecular function: DNA-binding transcription factor activity, RNA polymerase II-specific; RNA polymerase II cis-regulatory region sequence-specific DNA binding. Bases 14 to 1264 code for a protein of 416 amino acids.